CCUGAGUUCUUUGCUCUGAUUCGUGCAUCCCGCCGUCAAUAUCCGCACAGGUCGCUGGAAUACGCCCGCCCCUACGGCGGUUGGCUGGCGCCGCUGUCGAUCUGCCGUUUCCGGCGGCGGCCGAGGGCCCGGCUUGUUUUUUUUGUUCUCGCUCCGGUCAAUGUGCGGCUGCAAGUUUACAAAAUGGCGACGGUGCCGGUGUACUGCGAGUGUCGGCAGCCCUACGACGCCGGCCGCUUCAUGAUUGAGUGCGACGUCUGCAAGGACUGGUUCCACGGCAGUUGUGUACGAGUGGAGGAACACCAAGCUGUUGACAUUGACUUGUACCACUGUCCCAAAUGUGCCAUCUUACAUGGAGCCUCUCUGAUGAAGAGACGGAAAAACUGGCACCGACAUGACUACACUGAGGUCACAGACUCGGUAAAGAUGAUACAAGCAGGUACACCGGUUUUCGUCAGGCACCUCCGAGCCCGGCACUUUCCCAGUGCUGGUGGAAUUGUCAUCAAGAUGCACGGUACCCAGCUGACACACAAGUACCUGGAAAAGCAUGGGUUUGAUUUUCCCAUUUUGGUGCCCAAGAUAGAUGGACUUGGAAUUGCUCUUCCUUCAAGCACCUUUUCUGUCAGGGAUUUGGAAGAAUAUGUGGGUGGUGAGAAGGUGAUCGAUGUGAUUGAUGUGGCUCGGCAAGCUGAUUGUAAGAUGAAACUGCGGGAGUUUGUAGAAUAUUACAAUGCCCAACGAACCAAAGUAUUAAAUGUUAUUAGCUUGGAAUUUUCUGAUACAAAGAUGUCAGACUUGGUGAAGGUUCCUGACAUUGUACAGAAGCUUUCAUGGGUGGAGAAUUACUGGCCUGAAGAUUCCAUCUUUCCCAAGCCCUGUGUUCAGAAAUAUUGUCUGAUGGGAAUGGAGGACAGUUACACCGACUUCCACAUUGACUUUGGAGGCACCUCUGUAUGGUACCAUGUACUGUGGGGUGAUAAAAUCUUUUACUUGAUAAAGCCUACCAAUGCCAAUCUUGCACUUUAUGAAAGUUGGAGCAGUUCUGUGAACCAGAGCGAAACGUUCUUUGGAGACCAAGUGGAUCGAUGCUACAAGUGUGUACUGCAACAGGGACAGACACUUCUCAUUCCCACAGGUUGGAUCCACGCUGUCCUAACCUCCAAGGAUUGUAUGGCUUUUGGUGGAAACUUUCUGCAUAACCUCAACAUUGGAACACAACUCAGGAUAUAUGAGAUGGAGAAACGAUUAAAGACUCCUGAACUUUUCAAGUUUCCGUAUUUUGAAGCAAUGUGCUGGUAUGUGGCAAAUGGCCUUUGGGAAACUCUAAAAGAAAUGAGGGAAGAUGACUGUCAGCCGCAAGAAUACCUAGUGCAAGGAGUCAAGUUGCUCAUCCCAUCACUUAAAUGCUGGAUUCAGAGGGAGGGGUUAAUUAGCCGCACGUCUGAACUUCCAGAUCAAAUUAGACCAGGGCAUCUUAUUAAAGAGCUCAGCAAGGAAGUUCGCUUUGUGGAGGAGAUGAACAUUGGAAAUAAACCUGUGAAAUCUCAGGGAAUUGUGCCUGCAGUGCCAGUCACACGGAUCUCUCAGGACAAGAAUUGUUCCUUCAGUAUUAAUCCUAGUAAGAGAAAAUGUAGAAGACUAAGAGACCCUUCGAACAAGAUGCACUCAAACCUGGAUAUACUGGAGCUUCACACCCGGCAGGUAUUGAAGAAGAUGGAAAUGGCUCCGUGGAAUGAGGAUGAUAUGUCCAGCUCCACAUUGAGAGUGAAACUCAGUGGGACCUCAUCACCAUCUUCGACUGCAGCUGAAAAAGGUUGCAGUGGUAAUAACUUGCAGCUGGUGUUGUCGAAAGGAAGAAUCAUUAGUCAUGGCAGGAACAAAGUGAUGAAGUCUGAACAUUGCAGCGCCAGCAGCGAAGAUGAAGAGGAGGAACAGACAGAUGAGCAGAGCAGUGUGCUACAUGAAGAGAACUUGCAGUGGGAGGAUCAGAAGCCAGCAUCUCAAACUCCACUGAACAAGUUCUUUGAGAGUGUGAAAAUCGAAAUUCAGGAUGGAACGUCUGAAUCAUCUGAGCAAUAUAACUCUGAUGAUAUGAAGGAGGAAUACAGCAUACAGAAGUUAAGUUCUUGGGAUGAAGGCUUUGACCAGUCAAGUGAUAGUGGGAAGAAUGAUUUGACAAAUAAUUCAUUGACUGGUAAAUCCCACCAAGUUCCAGAGAAGCCCAGGACGAGUCUGAAGCGUUGCAAGAAGGACAGUAUGGUUGAGAGGGUACAGCCACCAUCUCCAAGUACAACCGAGGCCAUUCAGGGCAUGCUUUCAAUGGCAGCCUUGCAGUACUCAGACCUUCGCAACAGCCCAAGAAAGAAUAGGGACAGCCUGGAUAAAAGGAACCUUUCCAAGUCACAUCAUGGCAUAAGAACUAAUAGGCGGGAGAAAGGAGAACUGAGCCCAUGUUCCAGGGCAUCAGACUGUGCUGGGCCCGGGAAGCAGGAAGCCGCUGAAUGCAGUACUGUGCUGAUGAAUAGUGAAACAAGGGCCAUAAUGGGAACUACAGCUAGAUUAUCUGAAGAGAUAUUGAAGAAUGAACUAAAACAUCUCCGAAAAGAAUGUUCUUCAAUGGCAAGGCAAAAUAUUCAGGAGAACAAGAUUUUAGUGGAAGAAAUGGUGGAUAGUGAGGGUCAGAUUGCUUCUGACUCACUGGGUGCAGUGUACCGAUCAACCACUGACUGUGGCCUGCAAGGGAGUCCAGUUGACAAUGGUGACAGUCCAGAUUGGAUCCAUCCUGGAAUAUCAACCUCGCCACCCCUGCAUCCAUCCAGCAAGACGACCAUUUCCAAUCCACCACCCGUGAGCAAUCAGGCAACAAAAGGAAAACGUCCAAAGAAAGGGAUGGCAACUGCAAAGCAGCGACUGGGAAAGAUUUUGAAGCUGAACCGAAGUGGUCGCCUCUUUCUUUAGAAAUAAGACUUUAUGGACUAGCAUUGGGCCAAAGAGGGUCACAAUGCUGCUGCAUAGAUGGCCCUACCUCGUGCCCUUGGAAGAGACCCUUGGAUAUGCACUGUUGAAGCACAGAUGAGCAAUAAUGGAAGUAUCAGAGCUGGGGAGAGAAGGACUGUAAUGGAGAAGCUCUGAAAAUCGUUCAGGGUUAGCAGACAUUUUUAAAGGACGCUAUUCUGUUUUUUCUUAAGAUACUCUCUGUUGUAAUUUAUCUUCCAAAUUAUUUGAUGCAUUUUAAUUUAACAGCAUUGUUUUUUUUUUAAAGAGAAAACUAUUUAUUGAGGAAUUGAUUCAGUUGAACAAAAUAAUUUAGAUAUAAAAUAUUGAACCAUAUUUCCAAAUGAA
This is a messenger RNA of Amblyraja radiata (thorny skate), 3342 nucleotides long. Its product is annotated as lysine-specific demethylase 7B. The record is from RefSeq and is a predicted model, not a curated record. NCBI's taxonomy places the organism in Eukaryota, Metazoa, Chordata, Chondrichthyes, Rajiformes, Rajidae. The transcript is spliced from 20 exons. The coding region runs from base 184 to 2958 and encodes 924 amino acids.